AUGCGGGCUGGCGGGGCGCGCGGCGGGCGAGCUCCCAGCCGGGCCGAGAGCGGCGGCGGCGGCUGCUGCGGUGACUGCUGCUGCGGCUGCUGGCGGGGCGCGCGGCGGCGGGGCCAGGGCGGCACGGCAUCGGCGGCUGGCGGGCACCCUGGGCCGGGCUCCGGGGAGGAGGGUGCCAAAGGAGGGGAAGGCCAGGCCAGGCAGGGCGCGCGGGAGGCGGGCUCGGGUCCGGGGGUCCGGGGGGGCAGGGCGGCGAGGGAGGCGGAGGGAGGCGGCCGCAGCGCGGCGGGCGGGGCGGGGCGGGGCGAGGCGGCAGUCGCCGUCGCCCUGCUGACUGCCCGCCCCUUCCUCGACGGCGGCGCGCUUCGGGUUCGGGGGGCGCGCGGCGGGAGGCUUGUAGUCUUGCCGCCGGUCCUUCGGAGGCUCCCCGCAACCGCCCGAGGCCGCGGGGCUGCGCGCUCCGCAGGCCGGGCUCCUUCAAGCCGGAGUGGUGCGGGUGCUGCCCGAGACUUUCCUGACCUUGGUUUGGAACACUUCGGCGUUGGCAGCGGGCAGCCGGGGGAGGGUAGCGGAGGGACGGAAGGAGAGGCCCGAGGCUGA
Molecule: messenger RNA, 600 nt
Organism: Candoia aspera
Lineage: Eukaryota; Metazoa; Chordata; Lepidosauria; Squamata; Candoiidae
Product: spidroin-1-like
Exons: 1
Coding region: 1-600 (199 amino acids)
Source: RefSeq, a predicted model, not a curated record